AUGUUCUCCAUGUCGGCUCAAGGUUCUGCCGAGGCGCCCAGUAUGGGUAUUGGAGGAAAAAAUGCAGGCUUUGGCGCCUUCGGUACGUUGGGUGUAAAACAGGUUGAUUUUCAGGGUUUUUUUACACCACCGUCGUCAACAGAGGCACCAAAGGACAUUCUGUUGACCGUUGCUGAGCUACAGAAUUUUACUGGUUUUUGGAAACUUGAAGCAGAAUUGGCUGAUCUCCUUGACUGUCAACUAGAGAUGCUGAAGUCCACAAAGCCACGAAAGUUGGCUGGAGUAGAAGAUGCGGUCUGGGCAACGGCGUUAGUGAUCGCUUUCUUGAAAACAAAGGUCGCUGAUCGCCGGCUGGAAUGGAAACUUAUGUCAAAGAAGGCCCAAGGCUGGCUCGCCAGCACGCUGAAAUCGAAUAUACCGGUGGAUGAGUUAAUCAAGGAGGCCACCUCUGUGCUUGAGGCCACUUCGAACGCUGUGAAGCCGCAGAAGUAA
This is a messenger RNA of Dibothriocephalus latus, 492 nucleotides long. The record is from the annotation of a GenBank genome assembly. Lineage: Eukaryota; Metazoa; Platyhelminthes; Cestoda; Diphyllobothriidea; Diphyllobothriidae.